UUCGUACUGGGAACAUUUGUUGCACAGGAGUAACAAAAUGGCAAUGCGCACACAAGGCCUAGUUCUGCUGAUGCUUGUAACAGGUGUCCAUGUAUCCAACGGAGCCAGAAUCCUAGGACUUUUCCCAUUCCCUGGAAAGAGUCACAUGACAGUAAAUGCAGCCUUAAUGAAAGAAUUGGCCUCUAGAGGCCAUGAAGUGACAGUGGUCAGCCCGUUUCCGCAGAAUAAAACAAUUCCGAACUACAAAGACAUUGCUCUUGAUGCAAAUUUAGAUGAAAAAAUUUCGUCUGUGACUCAUCAAAUAAAUCCGGACCCAUUUUUCUUGCAACAGUUAAACGGCUUUCAGGUGAUGUUAAUGCUCUGGUGGUUCGGAAACUUCCUUUGCGACUUAGAUCUUCAAGAUCCAGGUGUACAAGAACUGAUACACUCCAAAGAUAUUCAAUUUGAUCUUAUUAUAAUGGAAGCAUUUUUUAAUGAUUGCUUCCUUGGGUUCGUACAUAAAUUCAGAGUUCCUGUUGUUCAGGUUUGCAGUUUUGGUGGCACCGAGUGGAUGGGUGACUGGGUUGGUAACCCGAAUCCAUACGCAUAUGUACCUAAUGUGUACCUGACUUACGGCGACCGAAUGACGUUUUGGGAACGUCUUACUAAUACGCUUAAUGGAAUCGGUCAACAGAUUGGAAGGAAAUAUUAUUAUCUGCCAGAACAAGAUGCAAUUGCAAGAAAAUAUUUCAAUUACACAGAUGAUCUUCCUUCGAUUUCGGAGUUGGAAACUUCAACGGCGCUUGUGCUUCUUAACCAUCACUUCAGUAUAAGCUAUCCGAAACCACUUAUGCCGAAUAUGGUACAGGUUGGAGGAAUGCAUAUAAAACCAGAUAAGACACUACCCAAGGAUAUUAAAAAGUUCAUUGACGAUGCAUCAGAAGGUGUCAUUUACUUCAGUAUAGGCUCAAACUUACAAAGUUCUCAAAUGUCAGAAAGCAAGAGACAGGCAUUCUUGGAGGCAUUCUCCAGAUUAAAACAACGGGUACUCUGGAAGUGGGAGACAGAUUCUUUGCCAGGGCAGCCUAAAAAUGUAAUGAUCGGCAAAUGGCUACCGCAGUCUGACAUACUAGCCCACCCUAAUGUGAGGCUCUUCAUUACACAUGGCGGACUUUUGGGUAAGCAGGAAGCAGUUCACCGCGGUGUUCCUAUGGUGGGGAUUCCCAUAUAUGGAGACCAGGCACUUAAUGUGGCUAAAGUGGUGUCAGAAGGUCUUGGAGUAUUGUUAGAAUCUAAAAAUAUAACUACUGACUCUGUUCUCUGGGCUGUUCAGGAAGUUCUCGAGAAUCCUAGGUACCGUGAGAACGCCCAGCGUCUGUCCCGAAUCUACCGGGACCAGCCACUCACACCGCUGGAGCAGGCCGUGUUCUGGACGGAGUACGUGAUCAGACACAAGGGAGCUCCUCACAUGCGCUCCGCUGCAAUCGACCUCACCUGGUACCAGUACUUCCUGCUAGAUGUCAUCGCUGUGUUGGCCCUAGCUGUAGGAUCGGCUCUGUUCCUAGUGUACUUGAUACUCAGGGCCCUGCUGACAAAAUUAUUACGUUUCAGAAGAAUUCAGCAGCAGAAAUCUCUUCCUCUUCUAGAAAAGAAAAGAAAUUACACAUACAAUGAUAGUUACACAGAAAAAAAGAUGACGAGGAGUAAUUUUUAUCUCAUAGAUGAUGAUAAUUUUCAAGACAUUAUCAUACUGUUCCUUCCCCGAAGUGCAACAGUCAGUCAGUACUGUCUCUCUUGUCUUAGAAUACGUUGCUUCAUUAUGUCUGUUUCACGAGUCCUGUUUGUGGGUGUUCUCGUGAUCAUCGGCGUGGAAGGCGUGAAAGGAGCAAGGAUCUUAGGAUUAUUUCCUCUUCCCUCUUUCAGCCACUUCGCUGUUCCUUCAGCCUUAUUGAAGGAAUUGGCCAAUAGGGGGCAUCAGGUGACUGUGUAUAGCCCUUUCCCAGAGAAAUCACCAAUCUCUAACUACACUAAUAUUGAUACCGGAGCAAGGCGUGAUGAUUUCUUACGGCACACAAAUGUUUCGAACUCAUUCGAUUUGGCGAAACAUAGUUAUAUGGGUAUAUUGAAAGUCAUGUGGACUUUUGGUGAUGGUUUCUCCAACUCAUUUCUGCAACAGAAGGAAGUUCAGAAGCUGUUACACUCCAAUGACCAGCAAUUUGACCUUAUUAUUAUGGAAUUAUUCGUCACCGAUGCUCUCCUUGGAUUCGUCCAUAAGUUCAGGGCACCGGUGGUCCAGGUUGUUUCAUUUGGUGGCAGCGCGUGGAUGAGAGACUUGGUGGGAAGCCCCAGCCCUUAUUCUUAUGUGCCAGAUCCUUUGCAGGAAUUCAGUGAUCGAAUGAGCUUAUGGCAGCGUAUUCUCAACACUCUUGGAAUCACUUACCAGAAACUCUCAUUAUGCAUACAUCACCGACCGAAGCAACAAGCUAUCAUGGAGAAAUACUUCAGGGACUACGCACCUUUACCAUCGAUAUCUGAGCUGGCUUCCUCUACGUCACUAAUACUUGUGAACGGUCACUUCAGUAUAGGUUACCCCCAUCCUCUGAUGCCUAACAUAGUGCCAGUUGGAGGAAUGCACUUGAAGCCAGCAAAGAAAUUACCGGAAGAUCUGCAAAAGUUUAUUGAUGAAGCACCUGAAGGAGUAAUUUACUUUAGUAUGGGUUCAGGUCUUCAUGGCUCUGACAUGCCAGCAAUUAAGAGACAAGCUUUCGUGGAGGCCUUUUCUAAGCUGAAGCAGCGGAUAAUUUGGAAGUGGGAGGCAGACAACUUACCAGGGAAACCCCAGAAUGUGAAGAUUGGAAAAUGGUUCCCACAGUCAGAUAUUCUCGCACACCCAAAUGUUCGGUUGUUUAUAACGCAUGGUGGAUUACUGAGCACACAAGAAACAAUACACUGGGGUGUUCCCGUUGUGGGAAUUCCAAUGUUAGCUGACCAGAACCUUAACAUGGCCCAAGCAGUGGCCAGAGGCUAUGGAAUUCAGCUCGACUUCGCAAAUGUCACUACGGAGUCACUGGAAUGGGCACUGAAAGAAGUUCUUGAAAAUUCAAGGUACCGUGAGAAUGCCCAGCGUCUGUCCCGAAUCUUCCGGGACCAGCCACUCACACCGCUGGAGCAGGCCGUGUUCUGGACGGAGUACGUGAUCAGACACAAGGGAGCUCCUCACAUGCGCUCCGCUGCACUCGACCUCACCUGGUACCAGUACUUCCUGCUAGAUGUCAUCGCUGUGUUGGCGCUAGCCGUGGGAUCGGUUGUGCUGAUAGUGUUCUUGAUGAUGAGGUUACUGCUGAGAAAAUUAUUUGGUGGCGAGAGAAAUCUGCAAGAAGCUCAUACAUCAAGGAAGAAGUGUGAUUAAUCGAAGCUCUUGCCGUUACUAGUAUAAUUCCUUUAUGUGAUCAGUAGGAAGCAUAUUUUAUUGUGUUCUGUAAAGUAUGGUUAUAAUCUUGUUUGGUUAUUAUAUCGGCUUUUUUUUUCCUUGGCACUACAGCCCCAGUGGGCCUAGGCCUACCUCCAUGAAC
Cryptotermes secundus is the source of this 3551-nucleotide messenger RNA. RefSeq lists its product as uncharacterized. The record is from RefSeq and is a predicted model, not a curated record. The transcript is spliced from 13 exons. NCBI's taxonomy places the organism in Eukaryota, Metazoa, Arthropoda, Insecta, Blattodea, Kalotermitidae. The coding region runs from base 38 to 3388 and encodes 1116 amino acids. Gene Ontology annotation, molecular function: UDP-glycosyltransferase activity.